GACUGUGUCCAGGCCCUCUUUACUGAUUGUGAUCACCCAACCCUUCGUCGGGUCAAAAACAUUGAUUCCUUUCUUCAAAGAUAUGAAAAAACGAACCAACUGAUUGUCAGCUGUCGGCCAAAACCGGACGACUUUCACGUCUUGAAGACCAUCGGACGCGGCGCCUUUGGCGAGGUGCAGCUGGUGCGGCAAAAGCACACCAAAAAGGUGUACGCGAUGAAGCUACUCUUAAAGUCCAAAAUGAUUUUGUACUCCGACUAUUCCUCCUUCUGGGAGGAACGCUUCAUCAGCGCCUUUGCAAAGUCCGAAUGGAUCGUCAAGCUGCACUACGCUUUCCAGAAUAGCCAGUUUCUCUACCUGGUCAUGGACUUCAUGCCCGGCGGAGACCUGGCGAACCUGAUGGCAAAGAACCACGUCUCCGAGAUGGGGGCCAAGUUCUACAUCGCCGAGAUGAUCCUCGCCCUGGACGCCAUUCACAGCAUGGGCUUUGUUCACCGGGACAUCAAACCGGAGAAUACUUUGAUCGACCACCGGGGCCACGUCAAGCUGACCGACUUUGGCACCUGCAUGCGCAUGGACGACCAAGGGCUGGUCCACUCGGAGACGGUCGUCGGCUCGCUGGACUACGUCUCACCGGAGGUGCUCAAGUCGCAGGACUCCAAGGGCUGCUACGGACGGGAGUGUGACUUCUGGUCAGUGGGCGUCAUCCUCUACGAGAUGCUCACUGAGAAAACGCCCUUUUACCACGACUUACAAAAGGUCACCUUGGCAAAGAUCAAGGAGCACCAGAAGUACCUCUCCUUUCCCGAUGACAUUGAGAUCAGCAGCGAGGCACGCAACCUCAUCCGCUCCUUCCUCACCGACCGCAACGUUCGCCUGGGCCGAAACGGCAUCGACGAGCUGAAGGCUCACCCCUUCUUCACCAACGAGCAGUGGACCUUUGAGAACAUCCGCCAGUGCAUCGCACCGGUCCUCCCGGAGCUCUCCAAAGACGACGACACGAGCAACUUUCACGACGUACCGGAGCCGGAGAACAGCGGCAGCCGCCAGCCGAGGGGCCACCUCGCCGACAACAGCUUUCCCGAGCCGAAGACCUUCGCCGGAAAUAACUUUCCAUUUGUGGGUUUUACCUACUCGGGCGACUACCAGCUGCUGUCGGGCAGCCUCUCUGCUGGACAACAGCAACAACUGAGCGGCGGCGGCGUCUCACGGUGCAACUCUCGCAAACGCAACUCAGUGCAAAUGGACGACGACGCCAGUUCCGAACUUAGCCGAAAGAUGGGCAAACUGGAAGAGGAGAAGCGGCGCGUCGUGGAGACCUACGAGGAACUGGAGAGCAAGUACCGCCUCGCCUUGAACCAGCUGGAGAAGCAGGCCGAGGAGAUGGCCUCGCUGCGCAACGAGAAGCUCGAAGUGAAGAAGGCGGUCGCCGUGCUAAUGCUCGACUUCAAGGCCCUCAGGAACAAGCACGAGCAAGAGGUGAAGGCGCACAGCACCGCCGAGGCGACCAUCGCCGAGCUGAAGGUCAAGUUCGAGAGCGACCGAUCACUGCUCGCUAAUCAGCUGACACUGGCCGGCGAGAAGUACAGCAGCCUGGAGAAGCAGAACGCCCUCCUAUCGGAGAAGCUGAAGGCGGAGAGUGAGGCGGUGACGAGGGAGGCUAAUGCCAGCUCCGAGCUGAAACACCUGUUCGCCGCCAGCGAGUCGGCCUUGGCCGAGCUAAGGGCCAAAGUGGAGCUGGAGCGGGUCAAGGAGCGCGAGCUGGAGUCGCUUAAAGACCAGUUGGGCGCCAGCAUGGCCAAGGUCAAGGAGCUGGACGCGACCAUCCUCUGUCUGCGUGGCGAGCUGAAGGACAACAAGCUGAAACAGCAGCAGCACCAGCAGAUGAUGCCGCCGCAGACUCGUCCAAGGAACGAGCACCACAUUGACCAGCUCGACAGCUUCAACAACAACAACAUCAGCACCACCAACGAGACGGCCAUGAAGGAGCUAUGGGUGGAGGAGGAACUGGAGCGGGUCAAAGAGCGCGAGCUGGAGCUGCUUAAGGACCAGCUGGGCGCCAGCAUGGCCAAGGUCAAGGAGCUGGACGCGACCAUCCUCUGUCUGCGUGGCGAGCUGAAGGACUACAAACUGAAACAGCAGCAACAACCGCAAGCUCUGGGCCACGGCAAAGCUGGCAUGACUCCCACCACUGGUGCCGGUGACGCCCGGUGCAAGUCGGCCACCCUACCUCAGCUAGGCCACGGUGGCCAGGUGUCGAUGCAGAUGCAAAUGCAACAGCAGCAACAGCAGCAACAGCACUCUCAGUCACCAUCUCAGCAGCAACAGCAGCAGCAGUAUCACGCCCACCACCAGCGACAGUCGUCGCCCCAUCACAGUCCCUCCUCCUCGUCUUCAAUUGCCGCCGCCGUCUACCAGCAGUACAUGCCCAGCAAGCAGCAACAGCAGCAUUCACCUUCAGCAGGUGGUGGUGGUGGACUGGUCACUCGCGGCUCGCCCACCUGUCGUCUGAGUGAAGCGAGCACCUCCAGCAUCAGCAGCAUCAGUCAACAGCAGCACAGCAAAGACAAUGGAAAU
Molecule: messenger RNA, 2577 nt
Organism: Rhagoletis zephyria (snowberry fruit fly)
Lineage: Eukaryota; Metazoa; Arthropoda; Insecta; Diptera; Tephritidae
Source: RefSeq, a predicted model, not a curated record